This is a messenger RNA of Arachis duranensis, 891 nucleotides long. Its product is annotated as putative pentatricopeptide repeat-containing protein At4g17915. The coding region runs from base 1 to 891 and encodes 296 amino acids. The record is from RefSeq and is a predicted model, not a curated record. NCBI's taxonomy places the organism in Eukaryota, Viridiplantae, Streptophyta, Magnoliopsida, Fabales, Fabaceae. Gene Ontology annotation, molecular function: protein binding. The transcript is spliced from 3 exons.
AUGCUUCGAGCAGGUAUACACCCUGAUGCUUGGAGCUAUAACAUUUUGAUUAAUUGUUUGUUCAAGCUUGGGAAACCAGAUGAGGCAAAUCGUAUUUUUAUGGAGAUGGUGCUUAGUGAGCUGCAUCCUUGUUCGGCUACAUAUAACAUCAUGAUUAAUGGGCUGUGUAAGAAUGGAUAUGUUAACAAUGCUAUUAUGUUGUUCAGGAACUUGCAACGGCACAGAUUCAUUCCUGAGGUGUUGACAUACAACACACUUAUUAAUGGACUAAGCAAGGCUCGACGAACGGGGACAGCUAGGAGGAUUCUUAGGGAGUUUAAGGAAGCAGGUUAUGAACCUAACUGUAUUACCUACACAACGGUUAUGAAGUGUUGCUUCCAAAGUAGGCAGUUUGACGAAGCAUUAGAGAUCUUGCAUGAGAUGAGGAGUAAAGGGUACACUUUCGAUGGCUAUGCAUACUGCACAGUGAUUGCUGCGCUGAUAAAGAUCGGGCGGAUUGAAGAAGCAGAUGAAAUCGUCAGGCUGAUGCAGCAUAGUGGAAGAUUAGAUGAUGCCAUGAAGUUACUUGGCGAGAUAGAGAAAGAAGGUCUGGAAUGCGAUCAAUAUACACACACGAUUAUAAUUAAUAGAUUGUGCAAGGCAGGUCAUAUUGAUCAUGCAAUGAAAUGGUUCGAAUCAAUGGAAGUUAAAGACUCUUUCACGUAUACCAUCAUAGUGCGCAAUCUUUGUAGGGCUAGAAGGUUCCUUUGUGCCUCCAAGAUCAUGGUUUUGUGUCUAAAUUCUGGGUUUCGGAUCUUAAGGGCUACUCAGAGAGCUGUUAUUGAUGGUCUUUGUAGUAUAGGAUAUACAAAUGAAGUCAGGAAACUCAAGCUUAAACUACGAGUGAUUUGA